CAUAUUAAAGAAAAAGUCCGCCAUUACUUUAAAGCAUUCUGAGCAUAGUGAGAUUUUAUCGCGUGUUUAAAGAAAAAUAUACAAUUUUCGAGUAAUUAUCACAUUCGUAAUUUAAAAACGAGUUUAAAAUCAAAUUUCCAAUGUCUCGCAAUGAAAGCCGCAUUUACGUGGGAAAUUUACCACCAGAUAUUCGCACAAAGGAUAUUCAGGAUUUGUUUCACAAAUUUGGUAAAGUUUCAUUUGUCGACUUGAAAAAUAGGCGAGGUCCGCCAUUUGCAUUUGUGGAGUUCGAGGAUGCUCGCGAUGCUGAAGAUGCCGUGAAGGCUCGUGAUGGAUAUGACUAUGAUGGCUAUAGACUACGGGUGGAAUUUCCACGCGGAGGUGGACCAGGCAGCUUCCGUGGUAAUCGAAACGACCGCAGCCGUAAUGAUGGGGGUCGCGGUGGCGGCGGAGGUGGUGGACGUGGGCCACCUACUAAACGCUCACAAUACCGGGUUUUAGUUACUGGACUACCAUCUUCGGGCUCAUGGCAAGAUUUGAAGGAUCACAUGCGAGAAGCUGGUGAUGUGUGCUUUGCUGACGCGUACAAAGACGGUACAGGCGUUGUUGAAUUUUUGCGGAAUGAGGAUAUGAAAUAUGCCAUUAAGAAAUUGGAUGACUCGCGCUUCAGGUCACAUGAGGGAGAAGUUUCAUAUAUACGAGUGCGCGAAGAUUCCGGAGAAGGCGAUCGUGGCGGCCGCGAAAACCGCGCUGAGAGAUCGCGUUCCUUUUCACCACGUGGACGUCGUCGUGGUUCUCCUACAUAUUCCCCUGUUCGACGUUCAUAUUCCAGGUCAAGAUCUCGCUCCCGUUCAAAUUUUUAAACUAUGCAACAAAGAUAAUCCCAUAUGAAGUAGAGUAGAGUACAUCACCGAAAAAGGCAAUAAGAGUUUUUCAUGCCCAAAUAUAAUUUACUGUGGAUUUUAACGUAUUUUAAGGCAAGCAUGACUUGAUCCAAAACAUUCUAUAUUUAAUAUUUAGGGAUAUUCUUUACUAUUUUUAAGCUUUGGGUUUACAGAAAAAUUUUUAUAAAGAAUUAAACAAUUCCAAUAUUUGGGAAAGUUCUUUGCAGUUUAACGAUAUCUUCAUUUGCAUCUACUUUAAUUUGAAAUAAACUUAAAGCAGGUGCAAAUGCCUCUAAUUUUACAUACACUAACGCCACAAAAGUAAAUUUCGCUUAAGUUUUAUACAAGAAAAUAAAACAUAUAUCGUACUAAUAAAUAACAUUUUUUUCUCUCCGCUCUAUUCACGUUUAAUGGACUGGAUGGAAUGGAUUGGAAUUUGGGAGUAUUAAGCAUAUGGAUGAAUUCAGGAUUAUAUGGAUUUUUGGAUACAAAAAUGGAUUUCAGGAAAUAUUAAGAAAGGAUUUUUAAAGGUUAUCUACUACAAAUACGGACGAAAGUGAAUGUUACUUGAAAUGGAUAGGACAAUGCGUGAUAUACAAAUACUUACUAGGCUGGCAGGGAUACUCGUAAAAUACCAGAUUGUAGUUUGUAACACAGGAAAUUUGUCACAAUUCAGCUGGAGCAGCCAUACGAAGUUGGACUCGGUUGAUAACGAAAACUUUUUAAUUUGUUUAAUAAUACAUCAAACAUAGACUGGGUGUGACAGAAGCAUUUGGAUUAGUAGGAAAGGAAAAAAGAUGAAACCACGAGGGAGGAACUAGAUUUUUUCGGAUGACAGGGACGUUCAAAUCCCCAUAAGCAAUGAAUGUGUAAAAUACUACUGCUGGAUUUAAAUUUCUAACUUCUAAAGCGCUCUUUCAAGGGCAGUAGAAAUUCUGGACUAGAACAUUAACUUACUUUAAAUUUUCCCCCCAAACGUGGAUACACCACAAUACGUUUUGGAUGUCUUAUCACAGUAGCGUAACGUUCGGCCAACAUCUUUGUAAUUUUCCGGACAUUAAAUAGCUUCAUUUUAUACCUCCGGAUUUAAAGGCAAUAUCUCGAGGAAGCGUUCAUAACUCAGAACUUUGUUUUCUCGCAACACAACAUUCCGCAUUUGAAUGGACAGAAUCAUACUUUAAUGACUUGGACUAUUCUGGUAAAUAUGGUUGACUUUAAUUAAGAAUCGUUAUAUUCCUUUCAUUAACCAUUGUUUCUUUUCAAAUUGAGUUUCAACUAGAAAAUAUUCAAAAUGUUACCCAUACAAUUGUAUACAUCAACACACGUUGGCUGGAGGCUUUUAAAUAUUUGCAUUAUGAAAUGAUAUUUUAAAUAUUUAUAGUAUUUUGUGCACUUGUUUUUUAUAGAUUUUCUAAUAUACAAGGAUUGCCAUAUAAGGACGCCAUGAAGAUACAACCAUUUCAUAAUUAUUGUUGUGCGCUUCAGAUUGGAGCGUGCUCGAUUUGAAGAUACUUUAUUUCCAUUUUAACCCACAACUUGGAUUGGGAGUCCAUUGAAAAAGGAUCCGGAGCAUCAGCUAAUGUGAAAUAUUUAGCUUAUGAGAGUAAGUGAUUUUUUUUGGUACACGAACCACUUUCAGCAGUACCGGCCAAAGUCAGUACUAUGUUGUUGAAGGUACUUACUUUUCUUAGCUUUUAUUUUAUUAUUAUUAGAACAUUUAAUGUAAUAAUCACUUUAUAUUGCACUGCGUAUAUAUGCAAAUGCGC
Messenger RNA from Anastrepha ludens (Mexican fruit fly), 2650 nucleotides. RefSeq names its product serine/arginine-rich splicing factor 1A-like. The record is from RefSeq and is a predicted model, not a curated record. Gene Ontology annotation, molecular function: mRNA binding. The coding region runs from base 141 to 863 and encodes 240 amino acids. The transcript has 3 exons. Gene Ontology annotation, cellular component: ribonucleoprotein complex; nucleus; cytoplasm. NCBI's taxonomy places the organism in Eukaryota, Metazoa, Arthropoda, Insecta, Diptera, Tephritidae.